Molecule: messenger RNA, 1234 nt
Organism: Scophthalmus maximus (turbot)
Lineage: Eukaryota; Metazoa; Chordata; Actinopteri; Pleuronectiformes; Scophthalmidae
Gene: guca1b
Product: guanylate cyclase activator 1B
Exons: 4
Coding region: 148-741 (197 amino acids)
Biological process (GO): visual perception
Cellular component (GO): cone photoreceptor outer segment; photoreceptor inner segment
Molecular function (GO): calcium ion binding; calcium sensitive guanylate cyclase activator activity
Source: RefSeq, a predicted model, not a curated record
UUUAAAGUUUUUUGCAGAACUUUGCUCAGAAACUUGAGAAUCUGUAGAUUUUAGAAAAUGUAGAGGGAAGCUCAAAGAGAAUUAUAGAAGUCCUACAUGUUUAUUUGAACAUAAGAAAUAGUUCCAGUCAGAAGUUUUUCUUCCACAAUGGGUCAGCGCCUGAGUGAGGACAGCGACCCGGACAAGGAGAUCGACGUGGCGGAGCUGCAGGAGUGGUACAAGAAGUUUGUGGUGGAAUGUCCGAGUGGGACUCUCUACAGACACGAGUUCAAGAGCUUCUUCGGCGUCACGGAGAACAAGGAGGCGGCAGAUUAUAUUGAAAAUAUGUUUCGAGCCUUCGACAGGAACGGAGACAACACCAUCGAUUUCCUGGAGUACGUUGCAGCCUUGAACUUGGUGCUGAGGGGGAAACUGGAGCAUAAACUCAAGUGGACAUUCAGAAUGUACGACAAAGACGGAAGUGGAUGCAUCGACAAAACGGAGCUGCUCGAAAUCGUGGAGUCCAUCUAUCGCCUGAAGAAAGCCUGUCACGGAGAGCUGGACGACGAGUGCAAUCUGCUGAGCCCCGACCAAGUGGUGGACCGCAUAUUUGAGCUGGUGGAUGAAAAUGGAGAUGGGGAGCUCUCGCUGGACGAGUUCAUCGACGGAGCUCAGAGGGACAAGUGGGUGAUGAAGAUGCUGCAGAUGGACGUGAACCCGGGCGACUGGAUGGACGGGCGACGACGCAGUGCAAACUUCUGAGGCUGCAACAUAAGCUGUCUCACACACACACACACACACACACACACACCUGGUGUCGCGAUGUGCUGCUGUAUAUAGGAUUUAGCUGAAUCAACACAACGCUGCUCUGUUUCGUCUGGCGUGGGUUUUGUUUCGUCCUGUUCAGGUUUCACGUUUGGACAAUAGUUUGUCUGUGUCCUGAGUGUACAGAUGCUGCAGCCAUAUGUGUUUUCAUUUUUAGGAUGAUGACACCUCUUUGUGGGCACGUACAGUACAGACGGAGCUUUCUCUUAGUUUUUUUUUUGGCAGGACAAUGUUUGUCUUUAUAUAAUUAUCAGUACAAUUAUCUCAUCUUCAUUUCCAUCAUAGCUCAGCUCAACUUUGAGCUGAAUAGACAUAGAAUAAAUCACCGAACAGAAAAACCCCUGUGAACAUUUUCAGGAUCUGUGAACAGUGAACUGUGAUGUCCAGGCUGCAGAGCCAUCAGAGGCUCAGUGACGGAUGGAUGGAUACA